AUGGACCGACACUAUUCGACCCUGGAACUCGCUAAACACGAUGAGACUGCUAGAGCUCCAGAACGCGACUACGAUGCGACAGCCUUUGAGCUUGAUACAAGCGCUCUAGCACCCGAGACUGUACCUGAUACAACCCCACAAGUGCUCUAUGAUAAUUCAUUACCAGAGGCUCAUGGCAACGAGAAGCCUACUGAGGAACACCUUCAUGUCACCAAGCUUACACGCAAAUGGCCAUGGAUUGUUAUAGCGUUGAUUCUUGCUGCAGUCAUCGCUAUUGGAGUCUCGGUUGGGAUCUGGCAUCACCGCGAGUAUUCGUUAUAUAAGCCUCCUAGAGUUAGCAGCCCUCCGGCGCCGAAUAUCACAUAUACCCCUCAAUAUAUCCUUAACGAUACAUCUCUGGCAGCCGUGUCCCUCUCUAAUGGGGACCGACACUUAUUUUUCCAGGAUAAUACUGGUUUGAUCCGACGUGCGGUUCGUGUUGAAUCUAACGGCCAAUGGACCACGAGCCCGAAUCUCAAUGCCAGUGCGGAUCCUUCUUCCAAACUCAGCUCCAACCCCAAGAGGAAUACGCCGUUGACAGCAAUCGGCCCUACAGAUGGCCCACUUGGAAAAGAUAUGUCGCUGUACUACAUUUCAGAAAACCAUACUGUGUGUUCAAAUGUAUUGAGCCAAGGCUCUUGGCGUCAAGAUCAAUACUUUGGGAACUACAGCACCGCAGUGGAUACGCGCUCACUGUCCAUAAGCCUUAUUCCCAGCGGCAAAUGA
Messenger RNA from Letharia columbiana, 765 nucleotides. RefSeq lists its product as uncharacterized. The transcript is spliced from 4 exons. Bases 1 to 765 code for a protein of 254 amino acids. The record is from RefSeq and is a predicted model, not a curated record. Lineage: Eukaryota; Fungi; Ascomycota; Lecanoromycetes; Lecanorales; Parmeliaceae.